AUGUCCUCAAGCCCAGCGACCCCCUACCCGCGGCCGAAGCCGGAGGACGACCCGGAGGUCGUGUUCUUCAUCCAGACGGGCAGGAUAAUGGAAGACGAGCCUCACAUCAUCAUCCACAACCCCGAGACGGGGUGCCGCGGGCUGUGCUUCGAGAGCGGGGAACGGUUCGUCUUCCGCCACGGCCUGAUGGGGGCCGCGGGCGCGUGCCGGUGUCUCGUCAAGGGCGAGCCCGGCACCCAGACGACCGAGAUCCCCCCGUACCUCGACGCCCACCGGCUGUGGCUCUGCACCUGCCACCCGUUCUUGAUGAAGCGCGGCCUGGCCGCCAUCGCUACCAUGAAGCUCUUCCUGGGCAUCGAGGUGCCGGACGUGUUUCGGGUCGAGCCCUAG
This is a messenger RNA of Durotheca rogersii, 390 nucleotides long. RefSeq lists its product as uncharacterized. The coding region runs from base 1 to 390 and encodes 129 amino acids. The transcript has a single exon. Lineage: Eukaryota; Fungi; Ascomycota; Sordariomycetes; Xylariales; Xylariaceae. The record is from RefSeq and is a predicted model, not a curated record.